AUGAGCGUGAUCACAUCCGUUGGCGAUACACCUGUCGCACAGUCUAACCGCCGCACUCCAGCGUACUGUGUCAGUGCCUGCACUCACAUCAGAAUGGAGCGCCUCUACGGAAGCUGGGCAUGCGAUACAUGCCGUCAUCACUCGCCCUACGGCUGGCUCUAUUACUGUACUUCAGAUACCCCUGAAGUGGGAGACUACUCUUUUGUCAAAUCACUGAAGCAUCCCAUCACACCUGCUGGAGAGGAGCUUCGUCAAAAGGGUCUGAGCGAGUCUCACAUCAAACAGUUUGAGCAAGGUGGCUACACGAACGACCAAUUGCAACUCAUCAUUCGCCAGAAGCAACACGUGCAACAUAUCAUCGAGGGAACGACCGCACUCUCACGUGGGCUGGACGAGGAAAGCCUCGACCCCUUGGCUCGCCCAUCAGCUAGCGUGCCAGAUGAUGUUCGCUGCGAGUUCAAGGUCUGUCAACGAUGUCGCCCUAUGCACAAAGAGCGUUGCUGGAUGUCAUUCGAAGCCGUCUUUGAGGAUGAGGUCAGACCCAUCGACAAGUAUGAGCUGACUGGAGGCCUUCCCGUCAAGGACGCAAACUACAUGAUGCUGCUCGGUCUGCAUCCUCCCGUUACUGUUGUCUCUCCUCAUCGCUGGGCCGAAUCGCCCUACGAAUCGCCUACCCAUUCUCCAUCAUCGGGCUACACGAGCGACGGCUUCUCUACCGAUGAGGACUACGAUAACGAGAGCUGUGGCGAUGCCUUCUCAACCUGUACACAAGAAGGCGAAGACAACUACUCGCAACGCGUCGGAAACGAUAUGGCCUUCAUCACCCUCAGAGAACCUCGCCAUGCGCAGACACCCCGUUCCACAAUCAGACUGGUCCCCUCCGCAUCACCUCCACGCCGUCGCCCAUCCAUGAUUGACGACGAGUCGCCUUCUCAUUCGCACACUACAAGCUCUUCCAUCAGUCUUCCUACAAUCCCCACCACUACAUCCUACAGUCCUCUGCCUGGAUGCGACCAAGACAUUCAGGGUCUCAGGGCACAGCACUCGCACAAGGCCAUGACUGACCCCGAGUUCUAUUCUGGCCAUCCGCUCGAUAUGGCGUCUUCCCUUUCCAUGUCAAGCGAGUCCAGCUUCGGCUCAGAAGUUGCAGUUGAAGGCGGUUUUGCUUUGACUGAGGAGGCCAUGGACACCCACACUCCUGACUUGUUCACCACCAGAGUCUAG
Messenger RNA from Aureobasidium pullulans EXF-150, 1224 nucleotides. RefSeq lists its product as uncharacterized. Lineage: Eukaryota; Fungi; Ascomycota; Dothideomycetes; Dothideales; Saccotheciaceae. The transcript has 2 exons. The coding region runs from base 1 to 1224 and encodes 407 amino acids. The record is from RefSeq and is a predicted model, not a curated record.